AUGUCGGACGAACCUUUGACUUUCAAUCUCGAAGUCGCGAUCCACACAAUUCUUUAUGUUAGGCAGGUAUAUCCACCUGAUCUGUUUGUCAGGAGGAAGAAGUACGAGACACCUGUCUAUCAAUCUCGGCAUCCUGCGUUGAAUGAGUACAUUUCCGGUGCUGUGAAGGCGGUCAGCGAUGAAAUGGCACAGGGAACUGUGGAGAAGGUGGUCGUCGUGAUCAAGAACAAGGAACAAGUGCCGUUAGAGCGAUUUAUAUUCUCCAUUGACAAUAUGAUUGAGGUCGAGUCGUUCAACAAGUCCACUGGUGUAGUGGAUGCCAUGACUGCCAAAUCCCUCGUCCAAUACUUCCGCUCCUUUCUAAUCAAGCUCUGUAUGAUCGAGGCCUCGUUAGGGCAAAUGGAGCUUGGAGAAUCAUCAAGACGAUAUUUCGUUCGCUAUCCUUCUGGAACUCAAGGAUCAGGCCGCACCUUCGGCUUCGCAAACCAAGGACCCUCCUCCUUGGAUCCCGGCGGAAGCACAGCAUACGACGCGAGGAACGUCUGA
Molecule: messenger RNA, 546 nt
Organism: Coprinopsis cinerea okayama7#130
Lineage: Eukaryota; Fungi; Basidiomycota; Agaricomycetes; Agaricales; Psathyrellaceae
Exons: 6
Coding region: 1-546 (181 amino acids)
Cellular component (GO): zeta DNA polymerase complex
Source: RefSeq, a predicted model, not a curated record